Molecule: messenger RNA, 4984 nt
Organism: Cheilinus undulatus (humphead wrasse)
Lineage: Eukaryota; Metazoa; Chordata; Actinopteri; Labriformes; Labridae
Gene: amer1
Product: APC membrane recruitment protein 1
Exons: 2
Coding region: 571-3666 (1031 amino acids)
Biological process (GO): regulation of canonical Wnt signaling pathway
Cellular component (GO): plasma membrane
Molecular function (GO): phosphatidylinositol-4,5-bisphosphate binding; beta-catenin binding
Source: RefSeq, a predicted model, not a curated record
GAGAACCACAAAGGGGAUUGAGGAGAUUUACCUGAGAAGUCAGGGGAGGAAGUUAUCAUGUAAUAUUUUAACGCUGGCGUUUUUGUCCUCAUCAAAUCCGCACUUGGCAUACGUGGCUGAACUACACACAUCAAUCAACCCCGUGUGUAGCAGUUCUGCAUAUUUAUAGCAUAAUGUUUGUGUUGCUAUGUGGUCUAACGUUACCCACCGUUAGCAACUGACGGACUCACAUUACAACCACUAACUGCAGGGCUGAGAGGGGUAACGUUGUUAGCAAGCACCCCAGCUAGCUAACGGGAGCUGCAAACAGAUAAAGCCGUGUAUUGUCUCUACCCGAGUCAAAAGCUUUAACUAACAGUAAAGUUUAAGCUAAAUUAGUGCUAGCAGACAGCAUGCAUUGAGAGGUAACAUCGUCUCCUGGGUCAGAAACAACAGCAGCUCAGUGCUGGGAGGUCUUCAGUGGGUCCCAUACCUGAUGGAGGACAAAUUCACUGCAGUGAAUCUAUCAGCUGAUUUAAAAAAUUCAGCAACUAUGCCUUCUUUCGGACUGUUUCUUUAAACCUGGUAGCGAUGGCGUCGCGUAAGGCAGACGAGCUGCCAAAUGACUCCAAGGAUGAGGCUUCAGCCUCCGAACAGCUCUCCCCUAGCGGCACCGAUGACAUUACGGAGGAGCUUCAGUUGGACACAAUGAACUCUGCUGUAAAAUCCCAAAAAUCUAGAAAAUUUCGCAGGACUGCCCUGGCAUUUUUUGGAGUUCGUAAAAGCAUCUGUAUCUUACCAAGUUUUUUUGGUGGAAGGAGUAAAAAUCAGAGCAAGUGGUCAUCUAAGAAAGGGUUCCCCAAAAGCAAAACCCACGAUGGGCUGAGUAAAGUUAGUUAUGAUGACAAUCUGCAAGGCGGCUACACCUCAGCUGGAGACUUUGAAUACCGCUGCCAGAGGGACUCGGCUGCAGAUCUCCACAGUAGCUGCCAUAAUGAAUGUAGUUUCCCUGCUGUUGAGCAGAAAUCACUGAGUCUUACCAGGCAAAAAAAGGGUUUGAGGGGUCUUUUUAACAGUUUCCGGCAUCAUAAAAACCAUAGAAAUGUUGGACUGGAAAAACCAGAAAUGAUCGCAAUGACCUCUCCUCAGUGCAAGAAAGAGAUGCCUGUUGUCCUGGACAACGCUAACCAGUUUGUCACAGAGUGCCUCGGAUCUGAACCUGAUGUGCCUGAUUUAGCAGAUCUUAUGUGUGAUAUUUCAAAUGAUCUUGAAUCCAUUGAUGCAGCUGCUGUGAUAGCAUCAGAGAAUUAUAUGGUGCAAGAAAGUCCAAAAUGUGAGCUGGAUGGUCAAAUGUGUGAUGAUCAAACAGAGGAGAUUAAUUUGAUGGCUGUAGUUUCUGGUGAAUUUGAGGAGAGUAUGAGAGUAAACAGCGAGCCUUGUUUGAAAGUUAAGAUGAUGUCAGAGCCGGCAAAGACUGAAACGCCUGCUGGCUCAUCAGAUCAGCUGAACCUGAUGUUUGGAGAUGUUGCAUCGUUGAAGAGCUUUGACUCCCUCACUGGCUGUGGGGACAUCAUUGCAGAUCAAGAAGACGACAGCAUCACAGAGAGCACAGUGUCAGGGGAGAGGAGCAGAAAUGGAGGAAAGAGGGCCUCUUGUUGUCUCACCUAUCAAGGUGGGGGUGAAGAAAUGGCCUCACCUGAAGAUAUGGGUGAGGAGUGUCUUCAUGAUUUCUGGGGUAAUAACGCAUCAGAGGAAAUGUGCUAUACCCACAACCAAGACCACACCGAUCUGACUGCUGACCUGACGAGCUCUCACAAUCUGGAUUUACUGAACAGUAAUAGUGCACAGCAAGCCAGUGGCGUGGAUACCUCUUCAAUGGCUGAUGUGUUAACUCCUCAAGAUGAGCAUCAAGAAUCAGUUCCAAACAGUGAUGAAGGUUACUACGAUUCAACCACCCCAGGGCAUGAUGAAGGACAAGAGAAGACCGACAGACUGAGGUCAGACAGAUUGCCUAGAGACAGUUACAGUGGGGAUGCCCUCUAUGAACUUUUUGCACCAGACGAGAGUCUCAUCAGUCCACAAUAUGAAAGCAAAUCAAAGCUGCCUAGCUCACAGCCAUGCGAGUAUUUAAGCCAGACAGUUGAUGUGGACAGUUCUGCUUUUGUUCCAGAAAUGAAUCGAUUACAAACAGGUGCUGAGCUGUACAAAGCUCACGAUUUUCCAGAGGUGCCCAGCACAUGCAGUAAGUCCCCUAAACUGGCACAGAAUAUAAUUUGUCAGCAGGAAAUUGGCACAAAUAAGAACUGUAAUAUGAAUUCAAACCCUCAAGCACCAGUAGACAAGAAUAACCUAGAUCCGGAUACGUUUAAUGACAAAGAAAAUAUGUCUGCUUCCACUGAAAGAAGAACAAAAUCCAUAAAUGCAGAUAGUGAAAAAAGGCACAGCAGUAUAUCAUUUGGAAGCACAUCUGACCCAGAUUUUGAAACGUUUUGUGAACCCAAAGAACAGCAUCUUGAGGAAAACAAGCCUGUGGCUUUACCAUAUAAAAAUAUCAAUUCUCAGUCUCCAUACUGUAACAGCGAUGUGGAUGAUGAGCAAGCUGUGAGUUUCUCUCAAGCACUUGUGGACUACACAAAACACUCCGAGAUGCUGAGUAACUUGCACAACAGUGUGGAUGAUUUGGAGGCAAACUCUGCCUUCACUCCAAACAUGGAGGCCUUACCUACCAUUGUCACAUUUGAUGUAGUUGACAUGCAUAAUGAGGGGGAGUAUGACGAGCAGAUUCAAAUGGAGCUGGAGGAGGACAUAUCAUCACCUUAUCAAGAGUUUGAAGAAAGCUAUUUACAAAAAGAUGCAUUUGCUGAGUGUGACUAUCAGAUGUUAGACUUGUAUGAGCAAAACCUGAUCAGUAACACAUGGGCGAUCGCUAGUCUCCCCCGGCACCUUGGCCUUACAAGAGUCAGCCAGUCCAUGCCUAAUCCAUUGUCUCUAGACAGGAGAAGUAGGUCUCUGGACACAGAAAGCCUUGAGCUGAAUAUGCCUGACGCAUACAGACAGAACAGAGCUGCUAUCAUUUCGUGUCCUCAAACUGAACAGGACUCUGAAAGAGAUUCUUCACUGUAUUACAAAAAGAAUGUACUUGUGUCUGCACCAGAGUCUAGAGACAGUAGCAGCAUUAUGGCCUUAUCAUGGCAAACAAGGUCAGAAAUGGCUUUAAGCCUGCCUUUGGCUGAUGGGGAAACCUCUGAGAAAGUACAGAGUCUCAAUCAAGUCAAACACAAGAUACCUUCUAGUUCAUCCAGCAGUAAAUCCCAGCGCGUGUGCUCUAAUGUGUCCCGUGAUGUUACUUCACAGAACACAGAGCUUUGCAACAGGCAGUGUCACCUCUCCAUACAAUCAGAUUCUUGUUUACCUCACAGCACCUUUGUUUACUCUGGAAUGAUGGAGGAGGUAUCAGAUGAUGUCGAUGAGGAUGUCUUUUGUAAAGCUGCCACUAGUUUGCAGUCCUAUAAUCAGUGCGGUAAGAACAGGCCAGUGGUUAACAGGGAGGGGACAUCUCAUGCCGGGAGUCCUCCGAAUACAUGUGUGUUUAAAGAUGAAAUGGCUGUUCAUGGUGAAACAAAAACGCCCAGGGAUGCGGCUUGCAAUGUAACAUGCAACCAACUCCCAGAGGCUACCAUCAACUGAAUAGUUCACAUGUAUGUGCCAAUUUGUGCUUUUAUUUUACAUCCUAAAGAGGAGUUGUUGCUUCAUCUCUUCUGGCAGAACUGAUAUAUUUGGGAGGAAAUGUCAUUUUAGAUAAACAGGAUUUUAAAAUGUAGAGUCUCUGCCAUCAUCAGCUGCAUUUUCUAUUAGGAAGUUAAAGGGAUUUUCCUUAUUUGCACAAAAACAUUUGAUCUCAACAUGAAAACAUUUGUUCUUUUGAAAAUACAAGCAAGAAAAUGGUUGGAUUUUUAAUGAAAUUAUUUAAAGAUACCUGACAUUAAGCAGUUUAGUUAUACCAGAAUGAUUUUACACAUAUGUAACCUCUGAAUACAGGUCUUAACCUUUGUUUCAUGCAUAUUCAUAAGGCUUGUUUCCAUCGCACAGCCAAACAAAGCUCUCCCAGUCUUGUUGACUUUGCACCCUGAACACAUGUAGGCUUAUGCUUUAAGUGCAGACUUCUGUUUGUGUUUAACUGCUUGUUUAUAGCUUCUCCUUGCUCCAGUAAUGUUUAUGUUUUUCCUGUCAUGGUGCUCAGAGUUAGUGUUUCUUUUGGUACUUCAUCUUAGGCCAGAUAGGGGUCAAUUUAAAAAGUGUCUCUCAAAGAUGUGUGACCUUAAUGGAGUGUAUUUAAAAUGCACUGAGCUGUUACAUUUAGCUUUAGCUCAAAUUAUUAAACUUGCAUUGUAAGUUCACUGCCAUUUACCCUACACAGAUCCUCUUUGUUUGAAAGUGCUUUGCAUUGAGAAAGUCUGAGUCAAAACUAUGAAAUAGUAGAGAAAUACAGUAAAAACCUAGAACCCAAAGGUAGGGUAAAAGCCUCUCCUUGUUGUCAAAUUGGCCCGACAAGAAAAUUUUGCCACUUAUGACUUUCUCUUGGCCCAUUUAAAACAGUUUGUCCACCUGUAAAGUGCAAAAUUUUAAUUAGAAUGUUGCACUCCAGAAUUGCAUUUCUGUAAGUUAUUAGAAGUAGAAUUUGGUUUGAUUAAGUUUUGAAUUGGAGAUAAACUGGAAUUUUUAACUUGUCAAAUUUUCUUGUGCGUUUAAUAUUUUAUCAGUGUGAGGUUCAACUGUCUUUUUUUCUAGUGUAUUACAGAACAAAUGUCAAGGAAUUUGUAUUUAUAUUCUCCACUGUUUGUACACUCAAAUACUGUAUUUAAAACAGUUUAGACAUUUGGGAAUUACUAUUUGUUUGCAUUUUAUUUUUAUUUUUUUUACCGUCUUAAAAUUACAUCAAUGUUACAUUUUAGUAUUUCUCCUGGAAAAAUGUUUUGUCAAAGUAGAACACUGCCUUACACUAAAA